This is a messenger RNA of Achroia grisella, 569 nucleotides long. RefSeq names its product small ribosomal subunit protein mS40-like (gene mRpS18B). Gene Ontology annotation, biological process: mitochondrial translation. Gene Ontology annotation, cellular component: mitochondrion; ribosome. Gene Ontology annotation, molecular function: structural constituent of ribosome. Bases 9 to 569 code for a protein of 186 amino acids. NCBI's taxonomy places the organism in Eukaryota, Metazoa, Arthropoda, Insecta, Lepidoptera, Pyralidae. The transcript has 2 exons. The record is from RefSeq and is a predicted model, not a curated record.
UUUGUACCAUGUCUACAAUGGCAGUCUAUAGUAACAUACGCUCAUUAGUACAAAGAAUUGUUAUGUUAGAUGUCAGAACGAGUGUGCGAUUUUUCACUGAUCAAAUUGAUAAUCCUAAUGAAGAACAACCUGUAGAUCCAACAAAAGAUAGGACCAAGACUAUCCCAUUAGAAACAAGUAUGAGAUAUUUAAAAAGUAAUGCGUACAAACAAACUUACGGAGACAGCCCAGUUUGGACGUUAUAUCGACGAAACCAUAAAGGCGUAUUUGCACCGAGGAAGACCAGACGGUCAUGUGUCAGAAACGGUGUGAUAUCUACAGGAAACCCUUGUCCUAUUUGUAGGGAUGAAUACUUAGUGCUGGAUCAUAGGAAUACAAAACUAUUGGAGCAGUUUAUAUCUGAAUACACUGGCCAGAUACUGGAUGCCUACAAAACUGGUCUUUGUCAAAAGAAGCAUAAAGAAUUACUUGUAGCUAUUGAAAGGGCAUGGGACCAAGGACUCCUUACAUAUGAUGUUCCAUUCAGGAAAUAUGAUUAUUCUUUGUACAAUAAAACAGCAAAUAGUUAG